ACCUUUGCAGCGGACGUCAGGAAGAGAGAGAGAGCGAGAGCAGGCUCAGUCGAGCGCUAUUCUCUCCAAAGGACGCGAACGGUUUGCAGAGACGCAUCGCCAGAGCCCUCUCUCCUGCGAUGGAGGAUGUGAGAUCUUGCAUCUGGAGGACAAGUCUGCUGUUCGCAAAGGUUGACUCCACAUAAAUAAAGCCAAGCCCACCCCAGGGAGAGCAGAGCCAGACCCGCCUUCCUUUCCCAGGCUCUGGGAGGUCCUGCAGGCGGAGAUGCUCCGGCCGGCUCUUCUGCUCCUCCUCGCCGCCGCCCUGACGGGGUCCUCCAAGCUCUGCCCCCACCACUGCCUGUGCUACGACUCUUCCAACCUGGUGGACUGCCGGGCCCGCGGGCUCACCCACGUGCCCCGGACCAUGCCCCACGGCACAUGGCUCCUGGAUCUCGGGGGCAACAAUCUGUCGGAGCUGCAGAGCCACUCCUUCAGUGGUCUGUGGUCUCUGCGGAUCUUGGUGCUGUCGGAAAGCGGCAUACAGUCACUGGAGCCCCAGGCGUUCUCCUCUCUCGCCUUCCUGGAGAAGCUGGACCUGAGUCACAACGAGUUGCACCGGCUGCCCCCGGACUUCUCCCACAGCCUGGCGUCUCUGCGGGAGCUGCACCUGGACAGGAACGACCUGGAGACCCUGGAGUUCCUCAGCCUGGAAGGGCUGGAGAACCUGGAGAAGCUGGACCUGAGCCACAACCGCAUCCGGAUAGUGGAGCCGGGGGCCUUCCGGGGCCUGUCCCGACUGCGCCACCUCUUCCUGCAGGGCAACCAACUGAGGGUCCUGCGGGAGGGGACGCUGGCCAUGCUGCAGAGCCUGGAAGUGCUCCUGCUGGGACAGAACAACAUCUCCAAGAUCGACACGGAAGUCUUCACCUCGCUGCACAGCCUCUCCCUGCUGGGGCUGGAGGGGAACGGCCUGGAGCACCUCAAAUUCAAGACGUUCCUCAACCUGCACACCCCGGGAACGCACCUCCAGCUGGCCGGCAACCCCUGGGACUGCGACUGCGACCUGCACCGCGUCUUCAGCAAGAUCCUCAGCGUGCGGCACCUCCACAUCGACGACUACAAGAACAUCACCUGCCACCAGCCCUGGCAGCUGGCCGGCGCCUCGCUCGCCUGGGUGGACAGCCAGCUGUGCGUGGCCGAGACCGCCACGGUGCUGGUCAUCACGGUCACCGUGCUGGUCACCGUCAUCGCGGCCAUCGUCAUGGCCGAGAGGAACCGCAAGAAGAACCAGGGAAAGACCUGGAGCGAGGCUGAGGGCUCGGACCCCCAGGAGAAAUAAGCGGCCCGCUCCAGGGACGGGGGGUUACUAUCCCCCGCAGAGUAGCACCCCAUUCCCUGCAGGAUCUCUCUGAUCCAGCAACAUCUGCCAGCUGCUUACUGUCCACUCCUGCCAGGCAGCUGUUUUUAUACCACGGACACUUCUUACCCCCUCUGCUCCAGGCUUCUUUGGCUUAUAUAGAUCACCAAAAGUAAAUCCUGUGGGGUAAGGAGUGCAGCCCCCAGCAAAAUGCAAAACGGGACACCCCUCCCACGUCACGUGAUUCGGAAAAGCCUGAAAGCCCGUGAGGACAGCAGCCAUGAUGUGUGUAAUCCUGAGCUUCUAACGGCGGAUCUCAUUCUAUUGCCCCCUGCGUGCGUGGCAGAACUGGAGGACGAGAGCAACGCCGCCGGCUGUCAGCUGUGUUUGUGCCAGAGCUGGGUACCUCAGCGGCUCCUCUCGGCUGCGGUGCGGUGUGGCCCUCCUCUACGUGGCGUUUCGUCGGCCCAGCAGGCAACUGUAGCGAGUCGUUUCGGGCGAAAACGGACAAGAGGCACCUCUCGCCGAGAGCCGCAACUAUGGGCUGUAAUCCCAGCCUCGCAGGGCUGUCUGAACGGAUUCUUCACAGUGGUGAACAUCGGCCACCUUGCAAAACUGGGUGUUGUGUCUGUGCAUGCCUCUCCAGUUCAAUUAGGCUUUUUUUGAUGGCACGUGAUUGGGCCCCCUUACCCACCACACUCACAGACGUGUUGAUGUAUUACUGUUACACACUAGGAGAAGAAUGUGCUGCAACAGGGCUGACGUGUUUCCACAGAGGCAGUCGAGCUCAUAAACUCCGGUGGUGCCCAGCGUGAUCUUGAAUCACUUGUAAUGAACUGAAAUGGUGCAGAGUGAAAAUGCCAUCUUCAAUGCUGAGAGGACUCAAAAUAAAAUAAAAUAAAAUAAAACUGCCAUGUUAUCUGACCAACUUUUAAAUCAGAUUCCCGUUAUGGACUGGAAAGUGACAAUAUUAAUGCACUAGGUCUGCUAAGAGACUCCACAGUCUGGAUAGACGUGGUAGAGUCUGACAUCUCUGCAAUGUAGACAGUGUCACUUCUGUAAUAGGCUCCACACACAAACCCUGUUCCAUUCUGGGGGGGGUGGGGGUGGGGGGGGGACACAAUUUGGGGGAUUUCAAAGUGGACAGGUUGAUGAAAGGGGAAAAAAAGCAAGAAUUUCAUCAUUUAUGUUUAAUUUCUUAAAACUCAUAGAACUUCUGGACUGAGUGUCACUCGAAGCGAUCAUUGCAGCCCUGGGCCAACUGAUUUUGAACAGGUCAGAUUUUACAAUAAACCAUUUCAGUGUGCAAAAAG
This is a messenger RNA of Lepisosteus oculatus (spotted gar), 2652 nucleotides long. Its product is annotated as reticulon-4 receptor-like. Gene Ontology annotation, molecular function: protein binding. NCBI's taxonomy places the organism in Eukaryota, Metazoa, Chordata, Actinopteri, Semionotiformes, Lepisosteidae. The record is from RefSeq and is a predicted model, not a curated record. Gene Ontology annotation, cellular component: extracellular matrix.